This is a messenger RNA of Manihot esculenta (cassava), 1720 nucleotides long. RefSeq names its product protein MIZU-KUSSEI 1. The record is from RefSeq and is a predicted model, not a curated record. The transcript has 2 exons. Lineage: Eukaryota; Viridiplantae; Streptophyta; Magnoliopsida; Malpighiales; Euphorbiaceae. Gene Ontology annotation, biological process: hydrotropism. Bases 634 to 1389 code for a protein of 251 amino acids.
AAAAAGCUAACCUCGAUUUUUUUGUUCCAGAGCAAACCUUACUGUAAGGAAGUGCAAUUGCCUCUUGAAGGAUUCUGGAACGCUAAUGACGUGUGGGACCCCAUGGGUGAGAUUAUGUGUCAAUUUUUGGUGAAGUCCAAAUGGAAACCAACAAAUGGCGGGGACAUUGGUUUGUAUGAACGGUCCCACAGGGAGUGAGGUGUCAGUAACAAGGUUGGUGAAAUGUGGACUGAUCGCCUAGGUUACUGCUUAGAACCCAACAUCUGCCUGAAGCACGUUUACCCUGGAAGACGACGGGGGAGAGAAACAUUGCCCUGUGAGGAUGUUGGAGCCAGAAUUGUGUUGGAUUUUGUUUUUUUUUUUAAUGGGAUUUUGUAUUAGACAUUUUUUUUUCUGCUUUUGGAUUCAGGUCAAAAGAGUCAGUCAAGCAAAUCCCUCUCUCUCUACCCCACAAGAAAGAUUCUCUUACUCUACAACAAGGGCUAGAAACAAAGCAUUACAUAGAAGCCCCACAUAUCAAUAAAAGAUGAAAGGACUCAAAACUCAGGAAUCUCCCUCAUUUCCCACACCAUCUAUAAGGAGAAGCCAUUCUCCUUAAUCUUCCUUUCUCAAAUUGAAAUCAAACCAUCACUCAUGGCUAGAGCCUCUCAAGAUUCCUCCUCUUCUAAGAGGCACUUCCACUGGACUAAAAAGAUUGGAACUGAAAAUGAUGAAGUUCCAAGCUUCAAGUCCUCCUCAAACUCCACUGAGGAAGACAAAAAGGAAAAUGCUAGGAGCCAUGCUGCUUUGCUAACUCCAAAGAAGAAGCUUCCAGCUGUAGCAGUUGCUAGGCUUCGCUCUGUUCUUUCAGCCUUUGGUAAGAACCGAUCUAAUCUCCCACUGGGGCUUGGCCACAGAGUCGUCGGUACCCUUUUCGGCUACCGGCGAGGGCAUGUUCAUUUUGCUUUUCAAAGAGAUCCCAAUUCUCCUCCAGCUUUUCUCAUAGAACUUGCAACACCAAUUAGUGGAUUGGUUCGAGAAAUGGCAUCUGGGUUGGUGAGAAUUGCAUUGGAGUGUGACAAGGAGAAAGAAGAGGAGAAAAAUAAAGCAGUGAGAUUGCUUGAAGAGCCAAUGUGGAGGACUUAUUGUAAUGGGAAGAAAUGUGGUUUUGCAACUAGAAGAGAAUGUGGGGCUAAAGACUGGAAAGUUUUGAAAGCUGUGGAGCCAAUUUCAAUGGGAGCUGGUGUGUUGCCUGGAGUUAUAGGUGACCUUGGAGCUGAUGGUGAACUCAUGUAUAUGAGAGCUAAGUUUGAGAGAAUUGUUGGGUCUAGAGAUUCUGAAGCUUUCUACAUGAUGAAUCCUGACAGCAAUGGUGCUCCUGAACUCAGUAUCUAUUUGCUUAGAGUCUAGAACUUUGAGUUACUUGCAUAUUCCUUUUCUAUCUUUUUUCUUUAAUUAUCUAUAUAGAUUUUGGAACAGGAAGCUAGCCAUAGAUGUUUAGCUCUUGAAGAACCAUGAAAAUGGAGAGCUCUGUUAUGUUCCUUUUUUUUUUUUUUUCUUUUUACUUUUCUCCUUUUGAGAAAAUGGUGGGUAAGUGGAGCUUUACUUGUAUUUUGUUAGAUGUAGGUGGAGGGGCAAAUACAAUAGAACAUGAUGGAUAGGUGGGGUCAUGAAGGUGUAUAUGUAUAGCUUUUUUUUUUUGAGGCCAAUGCAAUCAUGAAUGUCUUCUCAUUUUGUUUAA